Trypanosoma conorhini is the source of this 1476-nucleotide messenger RNA. RefSeq lists its product as uncharacterized. The record is from RefSeq and is a predicted model, not a curated record. Gene Ontology annotation, molecular function: protein binding. NCBI's taxonomy places the organism in Eukaryota, Euglenozoa, Kinetoplastea, Trypanosomatida, Trypanosomatidae. The coding region runs from base 1 to 1476 and encodes 491 amino acids. The transcript has a single exon.
AUGGCUCCUGCGUCCGGUGCUUUGGUGCCACACUCUGUGUUUACCAGCACGUUUGAGAAUGCCAUGUUCCCAAUGCGCACACUCUACUGUCCACCAGUGCCGCCGUCCAUGUUAAUGGGCCGCUACAAACCCCCGCCGCGCCCCGGCGUAAAGUACCGUAACGACUUGACGCUUGCAGGCCCACGAGAGCAUUGGGCGCAGGCGCAAGUCUCACGCAUGUGGCGCGGCGUCUUGACUCGUCGUCGACUGCGCAAUGAGCGCAACUAUUUCCAGGUACGCACCAGACGCGCCAUUAUGAUUCAGUGCUGGUGGCGGCGUCUGCAGGCUAUUUGGCGGCGUCGCUCCUUGCAGAAACUUGUGGAUGAGUGGGUGGAGAGUCGUGGCAAAACAAUGGUGGCGCAGCGACUUACCGGCUACGCGGUUAUGAUGACGUGGCAACGCAAGCGUUUUGAGAAUGCCGUGAUAAAAAUACAGCGCGUAUACCGCUGGUUUCGCAAUCGGCGAGCGCUUGCUUUUAAGGACCCGACGGAGCCCGCACCUGAGCCGUUGCCAUUUCCGCUGCGGAUCCGCAAGAAGGUGUACUUCCCGUGGCGCCCCCGCGUCGAGGCGAAUGACAUGGCAAAAGCCAAGGCGGUAAGCAAAGCACCCGGGUCACCCAAGCCAAAGGGCCGUUCCACGUCGAUUCAGUUCAGGAAGAAUCGAAAGGAGCCCGAACCACCCACAGUGGAGGAGGCAAAGGUCAUCAAUGAUGCCAUGCGAGAGCGCGAGGCGAGGCAGGCGUUGACGCUUUCCCAGCCCGAGGUUCAAGACCGCCUGCAGUGGAAACGUGAUGGUCUGCGGCUGAACGACUUUGACCACAACGCUGGGAUGAUUCAGCGGCUGGUAAAGUCAAAGUGGGAUGGAUGGACAAAAACGACGCGAAAGUUGACCUCCGACUACUUUAACGAUAGGGUUCGCAUCAUUCAACGUUCCUUUCGUGUGUUUAAAACCCUCCGACAGAUGCGGCAGGCCCAAGUUACUUUGGAGACCCGCGCGGAACGCAAGAAUCAGGCCUACGCGAAGGCCAAGAUUGCACAAGUUGAAGAAGAGCUUGUGUGGCAGUUCAACCUGCUCAACAACGCGGCGCGGACGAUACAAAUGUACUGGGCACGCUACAAGUACGAAAGCCUGAAGCGGAAUCCCUUCUCGGAACAUGACGAGGCCGAGGACGAGGCCGAGGCCGAGGGCGAGGGCGAGGACGCCGCCUCGAGGUCGCCGCCACCGCCACCGCCGUACAAUUUAAUCUCGGAGUACAUCGCACGCGAGCGCAUCCUGCGCAAUGCGGCGAAGUCAAAGAUGGAAAAGGAGAUGGAGGCGGUAAAGAAAGUAUCCGAGGCUCAUCCAAACGGUACGUACCGGAGUCCGUUGAGGUUGUUAGCGAGGAAGGGUUGUUUACCGGCGCCGACAAGGGCAAGGCGGACAGGCCGGAAGAAUUGA